AUGUUUGGUGGAUGGCAGUUUCAUUCAAAUCAUGCAUCACACUACAAUGGUAGAAUUCUAAUACUAUGGAGAGCAGGCUAUUAUAAACUUAGAGUCCUCAAUGAAAAUGCACAGGCAGUCACAUGUGCAGUAACAUUUGUGCCAUUGCAAUUGGAAUUCCUAGCAACAUUUGUGUAUGCAUACAACUCAAGAGAAGAAAGGAGUGAGUUAUGGGAAUAUCUUUGUCAAACAGCUGGAAUGGGGCACAAACCAUGGAUAACUAUGGGAGAUUUCAACUCUGUGCUACAUGAAGAGGAUAGGCAAGGUGGCAAUCCGAUCACUCUUAAUGAAGUAAUUGAUUUCCAAUCUUGUUUGGAUGUAACAGGCUUAACUGAAUUGCCAAACAGUGGAUGCUCAUACACUUGGAAUGAUAAGCAUGAGAGUGGAAGGAUUUUCUCUAGAAUUGACUGGGUGUUUGUAAAUGGUGAAUGGAUGGACAAUUUGGUAGAUUGUAGAGCAAAAUUCCUACCUGAAGGUGUGAGUGAUCAUAGCCCUAUUCAGAUCACAAUAGCACAGAAUAACAACCAAGCAAGGAAAACAUUCAGAUAUUGUAACAUGUGGAGUUCUCAUCCAAAGUUUAAGGAAAUUGUGGAAAAUGUAUGGUCUCAGAAAGAAGCAGCACAGGAUAGAGUUAACCUACUGAAGAGUCAGGAGGAACUUCAAAAGUUUCCACUGAACACUGCUUUACAGCUAGAGGAGAAGGCUAUGGGGGCAAAAUUCAGAAGGUCGAGUUAUCUAGCAGAAAUGUUCCUUCACCAGAGAAGCAAGGCAACUUGGAUUAGGGCAGGAGAUGACAACACCAGCUACUUCUUCUCAGUCAUUAAACACAGGAAGCUAAUGCAGGAAGUCACACAAUUACAAGACCAUAAUAAUCAAAUGCAGUAUGAACCGGAUACAAUAGCAAACAUUUUUGUUGAUUACUAUGGGUGA
Messenger RNA from Nicotiana attenuata, 969 nucleotides. RefSeq lists its product as uncharacterized. Lineage: Eukaryota; Viridiplantae; Streptophyta; Magnoliopsida; Solanales; Solanaceae. The transcript has 2 exons. Bases 1 to 969 code for a protein of 322 amino acids. The record is from RefSeq and is a predicted model, not a curated record. Gene Ontology annotation, molecular function: catalytic activity.